Perkinsus marinus ATCC 50983 is the source of this 615-nucleotide messenger RNA. RefSeq lists its product as hypothetical. NCBI's taxonomy places the organism in Eukaryota, Perkinsozoa, Perkinsida, Perkinsidae. The record is from RefSeq and is a predicted model, not a curated record. Gene Ontology annotation, molecular function: metal ion binding. The coding region runs from base 1 to 615 and encodes 204 amino acids. The transcript has 2 exons.
AUGACUCAUUAUCUCUCCUUCUGUGCCCUGCCGCCGAAGGAUUCCUCCACCAAAACUAAUGGCCAGAAGCUCUUCAACUUCAACGUCAGCAAAGCCGAGAAAGGUCAGAAUCCUUUUUUCGGGACUCAACAAGAGUAUGCCCUGCUCGUUGCAGCUGUUGUCAAUCCGGACGAUCUAUCUGCUUUGGAUGUGGCGUCUUAUCUUCUGCGGUUGCUGUCACUCAACGGAGCACUCCCGGUUGAAGAACUGGUUCUCUACUACGAUAAGUACCGAAGAUCGGUGGCUUCCUUGGUGGCGUCUAGCCGCUCAAUGCGUGACUGCUUCGUUGGCGAUGCCUACCCAACCCUGCUAGCUGAGUUCUCCUUCAAUCGGUCCAGAAUGGCGCCUCGGGACAGCUCCAACAACCUCUUGAAUAAACAGGGAUCGAAGUUUGGCAUCUGCUACGCUUUUCGCGACGGUAAAUGUGGCUUUGGAAACAACUGCCGCUUUCGUCACUCGAGUGGCCCUAGAAAGGUGUCUGGUGAGUCCACGGCGGAAGCGAAGCCUUCCGGGGAGACCCAGCGAAAAGUCGCGGGCAAGGAGGACGAGAAAGCCUCUUCUGGUAAGUCCGGUUGA